AAACUUAUUAAAUAGAUUAAGAUUGGGAGAAAAUGUUUGCUGGCAGUCAGAAGUUGAAGGAGUUGGAAGCUUUCUUCAAUGAUUAUUUCCAAGAAGAAAAAAAUGGAGACGAUGAUUGCAAACCAGAAGCUAUAAGAAAGGAUGAAAAUGGAUGUCAACCAAAUUCAAGUAAAACCGAAUCAAAAUCAACAGACAAAUUGCAAUUACAAAACGAACUGUCAUCAAUUUCACGUGAACAAAAACCAGAUGUGGUUGAUUUGAAUUCGUUCAAAUGUUGUUGGAAUAGAUGUUCGUUCACGACUGAAGUAAUGUUCGAUUUUUACGACCACGUGUCUGAAGUUCACGUCGCGGGGCUGAAGAGUCGUUCACUUUCGCCCGUGAAAAGCAGCAGUAGUGGGGGUUCUUCUGGUUCUAGUCCGAGUAGGAAACGAAAGGUUCACGAGCUGAAGUGCAAAUGGAAAAAAUGUAGAAAAUAUGACUCGCAGUUCGAUUCUUUGGAGGCAUUGUCAAAACACGUUCGAAGCAUCCACACGAAAGAGAAACAGUACAGAUGUCGCAUGCAUAAUUGCGUCUUCGAGACAAAUCAAGGUGCAGAGUUGUGUAAACACAUGGACCAACAUGAUCGUAAAAACAAACAACAACAACAAAAUAAAGUUGGAAGUUCCCAUUCAGCAAGCAGAAAGAUUGGCGAGAAUUUCAGUCUCAGUCGGCAAAUUUCUUCGUCAAGUGGUUCACCUGCCGUUACCAAAAAGUCGCCCAGAAAAAUAUCAAAAGUUGAAGUUAAAUACCCGCCAGAAAAACAAAAACCAACAGAAGAAAAAGAGUUGACAGCAAGAUUGAUGAAAAUGGAAGAAAACAAAAUAAACACUGCAAGGUUUGCGCUGAAACUUAAAAACACGAUGAGUAGAAUUUCAAAUUUGAUUGAGUUUGACCCGAAAUCACCUGAUUUUGUGUGGUUGCGUGGCAAAAUUAUAGGCACGAGGGCAAUUAAAGGUAUGAACGCUAAUCUUGGAACAGUUGAAGAAAACGAAGUUCUAGUACGUUGGUUUCCGGCAGGAAUAAUUUCAGACGAAUGGAUAUCAGCUGACGUUCACGACUUGGUUAAGAAGGUUGCGCUAGAAAAUGUCCCGAAGGAAUUCUGGAUCGAAAGUUCAGCUUUGCUUUUCAAGAAAGCACAGUUUUCAAAACUAAAAAAAUCGAAACGGAAAUGUUAUAGUCCUGUUAAAAUAAAAUGAAUUGAACUUCCUUUGUUUGUUAUGUUUCGGAGAGCUUGCUAUUCAAAUA
This is a messenger RNA of Symsagittifera roscoffensis, 1284 nucleotides long. RefSeq names its product vacuolar-sorting protein SNF8-like. The transcript has 4 exons. The record is from RefSeq and is a predicted model, not a curated record. Bases 33 to 1235 code for a protein of 400 amino acids. Gene Ontology annotation, cellular component: ESCRT II complex. NCBI's taxonomy places the organism in Eukaryota, Metazoa, Xenacoelomorpha, Acoela, Convolutidae. Gene Ontology annotation, biological process: protein transport to vacuole involved in ubiquitin-dependent protein catabolic process via the multivesicular body sorting pathway.